Triticum dicoccoides is the source of this 669-nucleotide messenger RNA. RefSeq names its product ubiquitin-60S ribosomal protein L40-like. Gene Ontology annotation, biological process: translation. The transcript has 6 exons. The record is from RefSeq and is a predicted model, not a curated record. Gene Ontology annotation, molecular function: protein binding; structural constituent of ribosome. Gene Ontology annotation, cellular component: ribosome. The coding region runs from base 1 to 669 and encodes 222 amino acids. Lineage: Eukaryota; Viridiplantae; Streptophyta; Magnoliopsida; Poales; Poaceae.
AUGCCGCCGGAGCCCAACCCUGGCAAGCCACCCCACCACCCGCGAGCCGCCCCAACCACCUACCAUCCAUCAAAGGCGUCUCCUGCGCGGGACCUCAUCCUCGUGCUCGGACUAAUGGAGGCGGAAGCGGUUGCAACGUCGGGCCCCAUGGACGCCACGGCAGAGUACGCGUUGGCGGCGCUGGAGGUGCUCUACGCGGCGGCUGGCGGCACUGCGGCGGUGCGCAGGGAAGCCGUGGCCUCACCUGUAUUGGCGCGCGGCGGUUGGCGGCACAACCCUAGCCCCGACGGUGAAGACCACCACCUGGAGGUCGAGAGCAGCGACACCGUCGACGAUGUCAAGUCCAAGAUCAAAGACGAGGAAGGAAUCUCGUCGGACAGGCAGCGUCUCGUCUACGCUGGGAAGCAGCUGCCGGACGGACGCACCCUGGCCGACUACGGUGUCCAGAAGGAGUCUACGAUCCACCUCGUGGUACGCCUCGGCAGAGGCUGGUGCUUCUACAAAUACGAACUUGGCCUCAGAGUCCUUGCCGAAAAGUACAACGCCAUACAUGUGUUGUGCGAAAAGUGCUAUGCUCGGCUGCCUCUUAGAGCUACAAACUGCCGCAAGAAGAAGUGUGGCCACAGCAACCAGUUGAGGCCAAAGAAGAACAAGUACAGGAGGUUCUGA